AUGGAGGAGGAUAAAAAGAGAAAAAGGCGUUAUGAAGAAGCUGUUCGUGCUGGAAAAAUUAAAAAGAUGGGAAGAAAGAGAAAGACUGAAAAUGAUUUAAAACGAGAAAAGAAGGAUAAUUCUGAACAACGACAACUUGCUCGAUUGGAACGCAAGGAAAGAAGGAAGCGUGAAAAAGAAGAAAAUCGACAAAGGAAAAAUAAUAAAUUAAUUAUUUCAACAACUCCAACAAAUGAAAAUUUGCCAAAUAAUUUAAAUAAUUUGUCGUCAAUUUCUACAAAUACUGCUUCAACACCAACGCCUUUUGCUGCUAAUAAUAUUUGUUGUAUGGAUGAUGAUGAGGAAGAAAAUAAUGGAGUAAAUAAAACGAUUCCAUUAACUGUUGUUAACAACAAUAAUAAUAAUAAUAAAAAAGAAAUAUCAUCAUCAUCAUUAUUAAAUAAUAAUAAAAUAACUUCAAGACGUGAACAACAACGAAUUGAAAGAGAAGCUAAAAAGAUUGAAAAGGAGCGUUGUCGUGAAGAAAAGAAACGUUUAAAAAUGGAGAAAAAAGCAGCUUUAGCUGCUGAAAAAAUUGCUGCACGUCAACAAAAGAAGUUAAACUUUCUUCCUUCAUAUAACGGCAAAUUUAUUGAUGGUUCAACAACAACAUCACUUUUAUUAUCAUCAAAUUCUGAAUUAAAUAAAAACAAUUUAAUUGAUGUUCCUUGUACAAGUACAAGCUCGUCUUCUUCACUUUUAGACAAAAUAAAAAUUGAAAAAUUUGUUGUAGAAAAUGAAAACAACAACAACAAUAAUUUUAAUUUGUUUAAUAAUGAAAAUGAUUUUUUGAGGGAACAAUCAAAAUUAGAAAUGAAACGUCCUUCAGCUACUAUUGGUAUUGCUACUGUUCAUAGAAACGGUUUAAUUCAAUCACCAAUGGGUUUGAAUAAUAAUAAUAAUUCGAUGAUUAGACAACCUCCAAAUAAAAUGGCAAAAUUGGAAUCGGAUGAUGGAAAUAAAAGUGGUAUUUUGAUUGGAAUUGCUGUUACAUCGUCGUCGACAACAACUUCCUCUACUUCUACUACUUAUCAACAACAACAAACUCCUUCACUUUCAGUUAUUUCAAGUAUUGAACGUUCAAAUAAUAAUAUUGAUAAUAAAUCGACAACAAUUUUACAGCAAAAUAAUAAUUUGUUAUUUAAUAAUAUUAAAAAGAAUAAUGAUUGUGCAGUAGGUGGAGGUGGAGGUGGAGGAAUGAUUGAUGGUCUUUCAUCCAUUUCAAAUGGUGGUUCAUCAAUUAAUUUACAACAAAAAUUGUUAUCUUCCUCACAAGAAUCAUUACAACAAGCAUUACAAAAAAAUCCAGAAUUGGCAUUUAAUUUGCAAUCCUUUGCUUCUCUAUAUUCCAUCGACCCAGUUUUAAUGGCUCAAGCAGCGUCAAAUCUUUCAGCAGGGUUUCCUUCUCUUCAAAAGCUAGCCCCAACAGAUCUCCAAAGACUUGUCAAUAAUCAAUCUUCUUCAACCUUUCCUCAAGGCUUGCCAUUAGCAUCACAAUUGGCUGCUUCUUUGGCUGCCUCCCAAACAUUAACAACCACAACAACAACUUCAAAAUCUCAUCAAAAUAAUUUGCCUCAACAACAACAACAACAAAACAUUCCAUUUAAAAAUCGUCGUUGGUGUAAUAUGCAUGCUGUAAUAGCCCAUGAAAUUGCUAAACACCAAGCAAGUACAACAACAAAAAAAUCAUCCACCUCUUCUUGUGUUGGGCGUGCUCCUUCCACAAAUUCCACCUUAACAACAACCCCAACAAUCGGAAUUGCUGGUAGACAUGCUACUUUUUGUAGUGGUAGUGGAAGUAGUGGAGGUAGUGGUGGAGGUGGAGGAAAAAUGGAAAGAAAAUCUGGAUUAGCGGCAUUACAUAAUACAUUACAACAACGAGGGAAAAGUAUGUGGAAAGAAAUUUUUUUUCUUCUAAAAUUUUGA
Meloidogyne enterolobii is the source of this 1965-nucleotide messenger RNA. NCBI's taxonomy places the organism in Eukaryota, Metazoa, Nematoda, Chromadorea, Rhabditida, Meloidogynidae. The record is from the annotation of a GenBank genome assembly.